Molecule: messenger RNA, 8323 nt
Organism: Lingula anatina
Lineage: Eukaryota; Metazoa; Brachiopoda; Lingulata; Lingulida; Lingulidae
Biological process (GO): endocytosis
Source: RefSeq, a predicted model, not a curated record
GAGGCAAAAUGCAAAAUUGAUCCUGUGCUCUUGGUUAAUCGAUAAAUUUUGCCAAUUAUUGUCUUUCCAGUGUAUAUGUCUGCUUAUUUACCGUUUGGAGCUCAAAGAAAGUACGCCGUACGCUAUGGUGGCCAGCAAAUGAUUCCCGAGUUCAUCUGAAGGCGAUUGUCAAUAAUAUUGAUGACAAAUAAUUUGUCGAUUGGAACCGGUGAGAGGCAAAAGCUCAAAAUCCAUCCUGCGAGCACCUGUACUUUUGAAGUUUGAUAAGAGAGAGUCCAUUAGCGGCUUUGUUUCUAUUGAAUAUAAUACUUCGGGACAAUACUUUCCUCUUGUGGUGCGGUAUGUCUCAAUCUGAGGGUCGAGCACCGCUUGCAACGGACGACAGUUUGCACGAACUGGACACAGACCCUAGCUACUCGUAUCUCGACGACAGCAUCGAUACACCAAACGAGGCAGAAGGUGCGUAUUCAGUGCUUCAAGGAGAUCAUAACAACUACAACAAUGCUGACGAAAAAACCGAGACAGAAUCUUCAGUUUGUGAGUCAACUUGUAGUGGAAAUGACGGAGUGAAAAUACACGUGUCAGAUGAAGAAGGUGAUGUACAAGAAGGGGCCAAGGAGAAAGUACAAACUAGACUUAGUAAAGAGGAUCAGAAGCUUAUAAGUGAUGAAUGCCCUGAUGUGGAUGAUACCUCAUCAGAAUCUCAUGCUGUAGCAGAUACAUACAGAGAGGAGUCUGUGACGGUGAAAACCAAAGAACCGCAGGCAAAAUUAUAUACAAGUCAGUUGAAAGUAAACACCAAACCUAUUGAGCGCCCAAGAAGCCGAACACCAAUUAACCUGGUUACCUUGGAUGAAUAUGUUUGCUCUGAAUCUCCUGAGAAAUCUCCUGGAUUGAGCAAACUAAAUAUAACUUUACCAGGAGAAGAGUUUGAAACCAAAGAGAAAAUCUCAAGAAAACCCAAAGUUGCUACCGAAAAAACUUGGUUUAAUUUUAACGAAGCCAAUUUGUUUAGCCAUAGUAAAUCAGCAGUCAUAGUAAAUCAAUUGAUUAAAAAUGGAAGGGAUUCACAAAAGAAAAUGCUGGUACCCAAGACUCUUAAUGAACUCAAAGCAGAACAAUCAUCAGCUUUGCAAGAGAAUCAUUCAAAACACCCACAGUCAGCUGCCUCUUUGGAAGAAAGCAAACAACAGAAUAACCCUGAUGUAAUUGGUCCUACAGCACAAGUAGUCUCUCCUGUUUCUUCUGGCUGGGAAGUGUUUGAAGAAAAGUCAGAUUUGAAAAGCAGAAGUCAAAAGAAACAUUUUCUUCUGAGCACCCCAUCCUUUGAAGCAAAGCUUACAGAGAAGCAAAUAUCAGGUUAUAAUGAUGCCCUGGAUCCAUUUAUGAGCCAAAAUACUGCUGGCACUCAACAAGGUGAUUUGGAAAAUCAUGGUUUGACAGACAGUCCAUCCACUUUGUCCAGUGAGCUUCCAGGACUGCAGGAUCAGUUUGUGGAAAAUUCCAGGACAUUUGCUGAAGAUAUGCCAAAAAAACAUAAGAGUAGUAAGAAAGCUGCCAAAGGAGCAGAUGAUUUAUCAGAUAUCAUUGCAAAUGGUCCAAAACCAAGAGGUCCAGGUGAAUUUGUACCCUACGAGGAACGGAUUGAUGAAGAUUCUGAAGAAUGGCAAACAUUCCAACAGAUGCAAGAAAGAAUCAAGCGAAGUGUACAGAAAACGCAGGAAAAUAUUGAAAAAUUGGCUGCUAAAGCAGAUAGUCCAGACUUUUUAAAACCAGAACCCAAAGUUGAGACAGUAACUUCUAGUUUACUGGGUUUAACCGACAGCAAUAUGGAUGAACCAGAAUUAGACUUGAGACUUCAAGUAUGUGCCCCUCCUGCUUCAAAUGGGACUGAAACAGAGUCUGAUCUUUUUAGUUCUCUCCCAGCCUCCAAGGCACAAGCAAAGUCAACUGACGAUCUACUUGGAUUAAGUUUGCCUGAUUCAGAUGUGCAGCCAACCCAAACUCAGUGCGACCCUUUUGAACUGGAUGAUGACAUGUUAGCUGACCAGGAAACUUCUGCAGGAUUGAGCAGCAUUGUGGAUGAUUUCUUAGGCAUUGAUGAAUCAGCUUUGCACCAAAAGCCUUUGAAAAAACCAGAGGAAAUGCUAGAAGAACUUGCUCAAAGAAAUAAACCACCUCCACCUCAUCCUACUAUACCUGAUGAGUUGGGUUUUGAUCAGGCUCCUGUCAGUGAGGCUCAGCAACCAAUUAAUGAGGAUCCUUUUGACCUUGGAUUUGAUAUACCAACAAAGACUUCUAAUUUGGAUGCAUUUGAAUCUCCAGAUCAAAUUGGUUUAGUGGGUAUGGAAAGCAAUGAGAGGUUGAAGCCUGAACCAAAGUCACCUAUUCCUCGGCCGUCGCCUGGAAAAUCUGCUUUACGUGCCAAAGUAGAUUUAUCUGUUGCAGCAUGUAUCUUGGCAGCUCCUAUCAAAGCUUCUGAUAGAAUUUCUUCCCCACCACAGAACCAAGGCAGUCCUACUAAGGCUCAAAAUGGCAUUUUGGAUGCUGAAAUUUCUACUGAAUCAUUGAUGACCCCAGAGAAUGUAGUAAGUGGGGGAUCCCCCUCUACCACACCUACUAGGGGUUAUUCAUCAGAUAAUCCAUUCAGGUCUGCUUCCAAAUCUGAAGAUUCAGCUGUUGGAGAUGAGGACCAGUUUGCAGGCUUUUUUGACACAGUUAGCAAUGCCCAAGGUGUUGUGACAACAUCAGACAUCGGUUUUGACCCAUUUUCAACUAUUGAGCCCACUGGACAUGAUAUUCAGCAUGAGCAAGGUGCUGUUAACAGCUUUGACCCAUUUGCAACCAUUGUAGGUGAUGACAUCAUUGAUGGUGUAGGGGAACAGCAGAAAAUGGAAAAAUGCGAUUUUGAUCCUUUUACUCAAGUAGAAGAGAACACACCUUUCUCUACUCCUAGUCCUACCAAAAAACAAAUAGAAGGAGUUGUUGCACCACCUCGCCUACGAGACCUUAAGGAUAUUCUUGGAGAAUCUUGCGCAGAUGAUGUUAUGCCCGUGGAACAUGUAGAUGAUCCCUUCAAGACAACUGAAGGAAUAGAUGAUCCUUCAACUGCAAAUGGGAAUUUGGAUUUAUUUGGAGAGGCAGCAUUCUCUUCUGAAAAUGAAGGAGCAUCUGCAUCAGAUCCAUCAUUUUCUCCCUCUGCCACCAUUCCAUCACCAGUAGAUAAAGACAAGGCCACCUCUUCUCGUUUUAAUCCUUUCAACAAGACCAGCCCAGAAGAUGAAGUGGCAGAUGAAACGGAAAAAUUUGAGUGCAGAGAUGGCUCUCAGGAAUUAACACCGUCACCAGAUGCCGACACUGAUUUUGAACCACUUGAAGACUACUUCCCAAGUGCAGAAGGAAAAGUAUGGAAACUUCUUCUCAGGCAGCCAGGCAAAAAAACCAAGAAUUUGGUAAAUAGACUUCCAGGAAAACUACCGGGCUCCACAAAGAGGUCCUGGAGAAAUGUGUGGGUGAAACUUGUACCUGGAAAGGAUGGUAAAACCCUCAUAAGACUUCAUGACAGUGAUAAAACUGAUGCCAGGGCAUUUCAAGAAGUUCCACUUUUGCCAAUAUAUGAUUUCAGUGGCAUCAACCUCCAGCAGUAUGAUCAGUAUGGCAAAAUACACACUGUCAAACUGCAACAGAUAACUUUCAAAGAGAGGCCUGGAAUCAAGACUGAGAAGUUAAUGACAGAGUUAACAUACCCAAAUUUCUUGGAGCGAUUUAGGCCCAAGCCUACUAUGGUACUUGAUCAUCAACCUGUAGCAACAGAGCUACUGAAGUUCGGAAGCUUGAAUUAUGAUGAAAUUCGUAGUUUUGUGUGGACUUGUGAGGAUGCCUUGUUACGAACAGAGGCUCAUAGGGAAAAAACACAGAUUUAUAACAAAGAUGAGGUUCAGGUUCUUGCUCAGGAUGAAUAUAUGGCCAUUGUGGAUAAGGAAGGUCACAUUAUGUCACAAAAAGCCCGAGCUAGAAUUUUUGUCCUGGCUUUCGUGACAGGUAUGCCCCCAUGUGAGCUUGGUUUGAAUGACAAACGACGUAAGGGUAAAGAGGUUGUAGGCCGUAAAGACAUUAUUCCCAUAAAAACUGAUGAAUGGAUAGCAAUCCAACAGUAUGAAUUCCAUUCCCUAGUUGACCUCAAGGAAUUUGAAAAGACUGGGUUGAUCAAAUUUUAUCCUCUUGAUGGAACACAAUUUGAACUGCUGCGAUUUCGGGUCAAGCCCAAACAGAACCUCCAGCUGCCACUUCAAGUUCAGACCCAAAUGACUGUCAACAAGAAACAUGUGGAGAUCCGAGCUGAUGUCAUGGUGCCAGGUUACUUCACAGAUAGUGCUAGGUCUGGAGAGGUGCCCUGUGAGAACAUCAUGAUCCGAUUCCCCAUCCCAGAGCCCUGGAUUUACUACUUCAGAGAAGAGAGGCUUUUCAAAUAUGGCUCCUUGCAUUCAGUGAAACGUAAACCAGGUAAAAUCAAAGGUAUUGAGAGGAUCACAGCUUUAGCUCAGGGGUUUCUGCCACAGAGUCUCAUGGAAGCAUCUGCAGGAACAGCAAAGUAUGAGCACAUCUUUGGAGCCAUAGUGUGGCGGAUAGACAGGCUUCCAGGAAGAACUGAAGGUGCCUACAAGACACACUUGUUCACCAUGAAGCUAGACCUUGGUCCACAUGAUCCAAUACCCGACAGCUACAAGCAGUAUGUUGAUGUGGAAUUCACAAUGCCCAACACAACCAUCUCUGGCACACAAGUACGGUCAAUAUCUGUUGGAAACCCAAAUAAUCCAGAAAGAUGGGUGAAGUACGUGGGAAAGUAUGAGUACAAGGUUGAAAUUGAUCUUAAAAUUGAAGAUGAGGCAUCACCCAGUCAAGCUCCAGAGGAUUUGGACUCCUGUCACUCCUCUGAAGAUUAGAAUGUGAAAAUAUGAAUUUGAUCAUGAAAUGGAUUGUGUAUUUAAAUUCACAGAGAAGCCCACCAAGAAUAGCUUUAGAUUAGCAUUUACUUAAGUAUUUGUGUAAAGUAACAUGUAGCAUAAGUGUGACCUGUGUGUUAAGGAGAAAAAGUCAUUGUUGUGCAAUACAAGUCUAAACAAUGUUAUCUCUUUGUAGGGUGAUUUCUAUUAAAGUUAAAAAACCAAGAACAUGUACGUGAGUUAUAAAAACUGUUUUCUCAGUCAAAAAGUUCAACUUGUCUAUUGACAGUGUUUCCAUUUUCGUUUGUGUGUGCGUGUGUGUUUGAAUGUGUACAGCUAAAAUAACUUCACAUAUACCAAGUGUGUGAAUGUGUGGAUCUAUUUCACUUAGAUAGAAGUAAAUAGGUAGUUUUCAAAUCAGAUAGCUCAUAGAUGUAUUACAGUAAUUUGGUAAGUUUACAGGCACAUUCAAGUGAUGUACUGUAUAGACAAAUCAAUUGCCAGAUUUAAGAAAGGGAUGCAUGUGACAGCACUUUAUUUGUAUUAGUCAUGUUUCAAUGUCUUGAUUAUCAGAUAAAUACAACACGUACAAUUGUAGUUAGGCCAAGUAAUGGAUCAACUUAACUGAUAAAAUGGAGCCAGUAGGACAUCGUAACUUUUGUCAUCUUGUGCUUCUUUUGUUGAAAUUUAACCUUUAUUAUUCUUCUUAUGUUCCAUUGGUCAAAUAAGUUUUGACUCAAAAUACAUUGUUGGCUACGUGCCAAUACUUUUGUUACAUUAUUAUUUUUAAUAAUUUUUGUUAUGCAGAAUAUGCUUAUUUAUUGGUUUUAUAUAUGCUUGGGUUGUGUUUGUAAUGACAUUUUUGUCAGUUAAAUAUUUUAAAUAAGAAUCAUGUUUUAUGUACUUAUUAGUAUUGAAGCAGGGCCUGAGCUGGGUAUCAGAAAACCUGCCAAUUGACCCUAAACAUUUUCCCCUUGGCCAUAUGUCAAACCAUUUAUUUAAGAAAAUAGUUAGUUUCAAAAGAUGUGACAUUGUCUCUUUUAUUUUAAGCCUUUAUGAGAAACAUAAGCUAACCAUUGCUAGAAUAUUCUGUAGAAUUCUGUCAGAAUCCACUGGAGUCCAAUGGAAAUAAUAUUCCCUCUAGUGAAUAUAAUAGGAAAAUAUAAUCCAUUGAAACUAACUAUAUUUAGAUGGAAAUAGUUUGUUUGAAGGAUUUUGUUGUAAAUAUUGCAUUGUUGUCUCUGUGGAAAAUGGCUCUUGAAUAGUGUAAAUCAGUAGGAGAGCCCUGCAAUUACUGAUACAUUUAUAUGGGAUGGAUCAGCAGAAUUGCACUGGGAUUCUGUGAUAAUGCAUGCUUCACCAAAAUAUGCUAAAGAGACUGUUUUAUAAUUAUGUACCUGUUUAGUGUAUGUUUUAGCCGUAAAAACUUGUUUCGUUUUAUUGUCAUUGCUGUGUCAAAAUUGUUUCAGUAUUAAGUUCACAGUUGUGCAGUAUUAUAAAGAUUUUCGUUUUAAAAUAUUUCGCUAUGACAAGGUACAGUAAACUCAGUAGCAAUCAUAUCUCCAUUUUCAUAGUUGCUAUUUCUGCAUUUUCACUUAAGCAUGUUUCCGAAAAUUCAUACUAAGUGAAAAAAUUUUCACUCAUUAGAAUUUUUUUUUUCUUAAUUAUUUACAAAGAACCAAGGUAUUUUUUUUCAGGUAUUGACUACUGUUAUAUGUUAAGUAAAAAUUGCUUAAAAGUAAUUUCAAACUGUCAGCAAAAGGAAACAGCCCAGGUAAAAAAUACAAUUCAAGUUAUAAAGUUACCAUAAAGUUAUUUCCAAAGAUCUUUUUUAUGCAUGCAAUUAUGAUUUUUUCAGGAAACAGCACCUGUAGGUCACAUAGAAGCCAGCUAGGAUUUAUCAGAAUUACCCAACAUGUCAGUCUUCUUAAGUAGAUCUCAAUAUCCUCCCCUCUCUACUCUCUAAAAAAUGAUAAUUGCUUAUAGUUUAGUGUCAUGUAACAUAGAACACAGGAAGAUACUAGCAAUUCUGAAAAUUAUGGCAUGUUAUUACAUUAAUAGAGUAUGCCCAGGAGGCAGUUGCGUUAAAAAUAGGGAACAAGGUGUCCUAAAGCAUUAAAAAAAAUACGGUAACUUACACUCCUUGCAGAGAUCUUAAAUUUAGGCUGCAGCCCAUUUUAAAAGGCAAAUUGGAAUAAUUAGAUAAUAAGUCAUUGAGGGGAAAAUUAUGUGAAGAACACCUUCCUUUCAAAAACUGUUUAUGGCUUUCAUUACUGAAGGGCUAAGUCUGGUCAAUUUUAUACUGCGUAGUACACAUCAGUGUUUCAUUGAGAAGGGUUUCUUUUUCAUACUUUAACCUGGCAAAGGGAGAUUUCUGCUUGUUCUUUUCGUGAAUUGACUGAAAUAACAGGAAAACGUAUCAAUGAAAAAAGAGUAGUGCUUCCUUUAACCUGUAGUUUGAAUUGAAUGGGUUGUAAUAUAUGAAAAUAUCAUAAUUUUUUUUCUUUAAAUCAGGCAAAUGCCUUGCACUGUUGUAAGGAUCUUAAUUUAGGCUACUUGAAUUGUUUCUUGUAAAUAUUUGACAAGUUUUCUCAGUGCUAAGUGAAUUUCACCAAGAAGCUGAUGGAAUUAAUCAAAUCAAGGACCCCUUUUACUAUUAAUAUUAACUCUCUUUCUGAAAUGGGCUUGAAGCAAACACUCAAAUUUCAUUGUAAACCUAGAAAGACUCAGUUUUAGUACCUGUGAGAUCAAGAAUAAUGCAUCUUCCAUUAGUUGUGCUAUGUUCCAGUGGAUGAGGCAAUUCACAGUAGUUAUGUAUAAUUCAGCACAAAAUUUUUUGUACAAAGAGCAAACUUGGCUUCAAGUGGAUUCCCAAUUACAGUCAAUUUGGCCAAAAAUUUUCAACUUUCUUCAUAAAAUGCACAAAUCAAAAUUUUGACAUGUCAGGGUUUGACAUGACGCAAGAGGUAAAUGCAAAGUCUGGAUCAGGUUAUUAUUCUGAAAAGAAUGGAAACUUAUUUUUGUUUUCAAUCAAAGAGAACUUAUUUUGGGGAAAAGUCAUUGGAAUUUAAAAUGUAUUCAAUUUAAGAAUAAUCAAGUAUCCAAAAAAGAUCCAUGUACAAUACUAUAUAUAUAGCCCUGUGUAUGACAAUGUCCCAUGUUUAAAUGUCAUUGAUGUCAUGUUAUAUAUGCUACUGUCUGUUUCACUUUCUGAAUUCUAGCAAAUAAAUGACUCAAACUUGUUUUGUGUGUGCUUGCUUUUUUUUAAAUCCAUCCCAUAUUACAGCCAGACCCUUGAUAUAAUCCUUUCAACUCCGCAUUUAAUCCCAAGACGACAACAAAUGAGAAAUUAGCAUUACAUCAAGGUUCUAUACAUUCAU